Messenger RNA from Anarrhichthys ocellatus (wolf-eel), 1532 nucleotides. It is a transcript of the gene fam228a, whose product is annotated as family with sequence similarity 228 member A. The transcript has 9 exons. Bases 204 to 1196 code for a protein of 330 amino acids. The record is from RefSeq and is a predicted model, not a curated record. NCBI's taxonomy places the organism in Eukaryota, Metazoa, Chordata, Actinopteri, Perciformes, Anarhichadidae.
UCUCUCCAAGUCACCGCCUCUGUUGAAUAGCCUGAAGGGGAAACCAAAGGUUAGCAGUCGCCCCACGUUUAAAAUGUUACGUGUGUUUUAUGUGACGAUGCGCUGACCCCAAAACCAGAGAAGUUUCGGUUCAUUUUGGCGCAUUUCUGCCGUUUUUUCCCCACGAACUUCGGACCCAAACGUCCCUCAAGUCAACGAAGGUGAUGGGCCCCAAGAAGGUGAACACAGCCAGUGGUGUGAUCACCUUCCACACACCUUUUCCUGUCAACCUGUUGAAAUCAGAGGAGUGCAGGGCAGAUGCGAGGGACGCUGCAGGCCGCAGAGGGAGCCCGUCUCAUCCGAGGACGACGAGGACGAGGAGCCCCGCUAGGAGCCCCGCUAAAUGUGUAAGAGCAGGGCCAAGGGAUGAGGCCUCACCCUCCGGGCCACAGCCGGGAGCCAAACAGGACCGGCUCUCUCACACCUCCCUCAGACAACUGAAGGCCAAGAUGGAGGCUGAAAAUCAACAGGCGAAGGAAAUAACCCAACCCUUACUGGACACAGAAAAUGGUUUAGUGAAGGACUUGGAGAGGUUUCUGAGCCAGCGAGACGUGACGGAGCUGAGGAGGAGGGAGCUGCUGCACAAGCGCUGGACUGAGCGCGUCUGGCUUCCCCUCCAGAGGAGAGUGGAGGAACACGCGUCCAGCUGCAGCCCCGCAGCGGUCAAGAGGCGCCAGAGCUUAUACAGGCACUACCUCCAUCACUGCAACACCAAGGGCUGUGUGUUUCUAGACACCUAUGAUCUAAGGGAAUACAAUCCGUUUCUUCUACACAUCAAAAAGCCACACUUUUUUAAGCUCAGUCCAGCUGACUUAAAGGACCCACUGUACCUUCAGUUACAUGAACGACUGAAGGAAAAGAGAACAGCCGGUUCUUGUGAAGCAGGAUGUAAAUACACAAGGAGACCAGUGCAGAGCGAUCCUCCUCUUUGUGAGUCUGUGACGUCUCAGACCAACAAACUGCUCCAGGCCUCGUCUAAUCAUCCAGUCACUGCAUCCAGAAACACUCCAGUGGGGGAUACGACAGAAGGAAAGAAGUCCAGCAGGCUCGACACCACACCAUACCACAUCAGUGCAACUGCCACACUAGAUGGAAGGUGCCAUCAGACCGGCUGCUGGCUGCUCGGACGUGGACGUCGGCAACAACCAGCGAGUUAACGACUUCAGCCCUCGUCUGCAUCCAAAUAAAAUCCAUUUUAACCGUAAAUCUUCACCUCUGCUCGCUUCUAACUAACUCACAUUCCUUCCCCCAGACACUGUACUAGAAAGGGUUAAUCGUGUAGGAAUACAUGAAACCAGGAAUGUGUUGACAAAGUAGCGAAACAUUCAGCCGCAAUAAAGAAAAUGUUUUUCUGUAUGCACAUUUUAUUCAUGCCAUUUUCAGGAUUAAGGGGUUAACAUUGGACGUUACAUUGUACAGUAGUGUGCAGCAUUUUAAAUGACGGCAUAACAAGGACGUGUGGCAGUGUGCAGGCGAAUGUAUUACAGGACGUA